Molecule: messenger RNA, 765 nt
Organism: Paracoccidioides brasiliensis Pb18
Exons: 3
Coding region: 1-765 (254 amino acids)
Source: RefSeq, a predicted model, not a curated record
AUGGACUUGCCGCCAUAUCAAGGGCUAUUACAAGUGCCAAUCUCGCUGCUCCUAACCAAGCUGUUCUUCAACUUCGCUCUGCUGCUCCUGGUGACCGCGAAGUGGUUGGGACUGACUUUUGCGGAUCCUGGAUCUGCUAAACCCGGAACUGACCGGUAUGCGUUUUGCACGAAUAAAUACAACAAAAGGGUUCAAGUGGCAAGGUCCAGCGAUUUCGAAACCUGUACUAUGCUUGACACGGACGCACUGGCAAUGGCAAGCAUUGCACCAUGGGAAACAAGAGCAUAUUACUGGGAUCCGGAUGUUAUAUUCAGCGGGUAUGUGAAUAAUUUCCAACUAGGUUUCUGUAUCGAGUGGCAUACUAGACCGCUCCAUAUCGAUAGUGGUAAAUGGGCUCUUAUCGUAAACUUCCACAGCUUCCGGGACCGGAUGACUAAAAAGCCCUUGAUAGAGGACGACGGAAGACUGGUUCUUCACUAUUCGGGAGAAAACAAAGGAGUCUCUCCGCCGCCUAUGCGUGGUGUUUGCCAUCUCCGAAGGCUCUGGUCCCGCUGGGCCAUAUCACCCCAUGCAGGAACCCACCGGAACGGCGGAGACUUCAACAAUGGCAAGCCCCUGAUUGUCGGGAUGCCAAUAUACGUUCAGAAUGUCGAAAGGGAUGGCGUGACUAAGUUCGGUGACCCAGUCACUACUCUCGACCGCGAUGAAAGUGAUGGCCCGCUGGUUGAAGCACCCAGCCUCAUCCGCACACCUGAGGGCCUAUAA